UUAAACAGGAAGAGGAGUAACGUAGAGGAUCCUCCAGUCACGGUCGAAUCCAGUAUUAGACAGAGAAACCCAGCUUUGCCUCUUUCUGCUCUGACGCCAUGACACGGCACAAGCAGAAAAAAUCCGGGAGGAAACCCAAGCACAGCAAGAAAAGGGGUGCAAAGCCUCAAGGGAAAAAGGACCAAGGAGUGCCUCAGCUGUCACAUUUCAAAGAGCACGUUAAGAAGGAAGCCGUGCAAAAGCAGAAACGGGUUACAGAGCUGCAGGAACGGCAGCGGACGGCACGGCAGAAGGAAAUGAUCCGGUUCCGGAAUCUGGAAGGACUGCAGCGCGAUGCCAUGCGGAGGCAGCGGGACUUUGAACAGAAGGAGAAGGAUCUGAAGCAACUGGCGAAACACGCGCUGCUGGAGAAAGACAGUUCUUGCAAGGCUUAUUACAGGGAGUUCAGGAAGGUGAUCGAAGCGGCUGACGUGAUCUUGGAAGUCCUUGAUGCCCGGGACCCCCAAGGCUGCCGUUGCCCCCAGGUGGAGCAGGCUGUGGUGGAGGCCGGAGCUCACAAAAGACUGGUCCUGGUGUUGAACAAGAUUGAUCUGGUGUCUAAAGAGAUUGUUGCCAAAUGGCUCAAGUACCUGAGGAACGAAUUCCCCACCGUCGCCUUUAAAGCUUCCACUCAGCAGCAGAGCAGAAACCUGCAACGGAGCCGUGUCCCGGUAACCCACGCCUCAGGGGACCUGCUUAGCAGCGGGGCCUGUGUUGGAGCCGACUGCCUCAUGAAAGUGCUGGGGAACUACUGCCGGAACCAGGAUGUCAAGACCGCCAUCAGUGUCGGCGUUGUGGGCUUCCCGAAUGUCGGCAAGAGCAGCUUGAUCAACAGCUUGAAGAGGAGCCGGGCCUGCAACGUCGGUGCCACUCCCGGUGUCACCAAGUGCCUGCAAGAAAUCCAGCUCGACAAACACAUCAAACUGCUGGACUGUCCGGGGAUCGUCGUGGCUUCUCCCACCUCCGACGCUGCCAUGAUCCUACGAAACUGUAUCAAGGUCGAGCAGCUGGUUGAUCCUGUGACCCCAGUGGAGGCCAUCUUGAAACGAUGCAACAAGCAGGAGAUCAUGCAGCACUACGGCGUUCCAGAUUUCAGAGACACCAUGGAGUUCCUGGCUCAUCUGGCCAGGCGGCAAGGCAAACUGAAGAAGGGCGGGAUGCCUGACCACGAGAAAGCGGCCAAAGCGGUGCUGAGUGACUGGAUGAGUGGGAAGAUCAGCUAUUUCACCCACCCGCCUGAGACCCACACCCUUCCCACGCACAUCAGCGCAGAGAUCGUGGCAGAGAUGGGCAAGGCCUUCGAUUUUGAAGCGCUAGAGAGAGACAACGAGGCGGCAUUGGCAGAGAUGCCCGCUGGCCCCGCCGGCAUCGCGAUGGAGGGCUCUGGCCUCACCCGCGGAGGAGACGCGGAGAUGCACGAGGAAGACGGACUCGGCGGUCAGGAGCAAGCAGAGUCCAAGAUGGAGGAAGAUGGGGACCCGGAGUUUGGCCUCAUCACCGUGGAGCUGAAAGCCAAGAGCAAGGCCCUCCAGGAAGCUGAGAAAGCGGUGCCCAGAGCGCCGGACCUGAAGGAGAUCUCUGCCCUGGACCCGCUACAACAAGGCCAGGGCUUGCGGGCAGCGAGCAAGAGGCGCAAGAAACAGCGGAAGAGGGCAGAGAAAAUCGCCACCAAGCUCUCCGCCUCGCUGACGGCAGCCAUGAAUUUUAGCUUCGCCAACGACUGACGAGCCAACGGCGCCGGAGAAGAGAUGAGCACAGGCGUUUAUCUACCUCGGCCGGGUUGUUCCUCCCACGCUCCCGUCCUCUUGUGAGAGGAGGCUCUCUGCAUCCUGCGGGAUUUGUACACGAUCCCCUGACGGCGAUGCAAAAGGCCAGCGCCGUUUCCAUAAAAGACCUUUUUAUUAAUAGCGUAAAAUUAAGAGACAAAUGUAUUAAACU
Gekko japonicus is the source of this 1977-nucleotide messenger RNA. It is a transcript of the gene GNL3L, whose product is annotated as guanine nucleotide binding protein-like 3 (nucleolar)-like. Gene Ontology annotation, cellular component: nucleolus. NCBI's taxonomy places the organism in Eukaryota, Metazoa, Chordata, Lepidosauria, Squamata, Gekkonidae. The record is from RefSeq and is a predicted model, not a curated record. Gene Ontology annotation, molecular function: GTP binding. The transcript has 15 exons. Bases 99 to 1763 code for a protein of 554 amino acids.